AUGUCAGCAAAAGUAGCAAGCAAUAAAGAAGCACCAUUAACAGAAGAUAGUGUUAGUGAUCUUUCAAGUGAUGGCGUUGAAGCUGAAGGAGUUGAUCAAACUGAAAAUAGUGGAGCUGAUGCAAUGAUUGAUUCUGAACCAGCCACAGAGGCAGGUGUUAUGAAACAAGCAUUUGGAUUCAUUAAGAAUCAUCUUAAAGUUGGUGCAGAUAUGACUAAAUUACCAAUUCCAGCAACAUUUGUACAACCAAUUAGUUUCUUAACAGCAAUUCAACAACAAUCAGCAAUUUUUUCACAUUUAUUAACAAGUGCACCAUAUAUUAAAGAAGAUGAUCAAAGAUUUUUACAAGUUUUAAAAUAUCAUUUAACAUGGCCAAAGAUGUAUUUCCCAAAGAAUCCAUUGAAUCCAAUUUUAGGAGAAGUUUAUGAAUGUCAAGUUCAACAUACAGAUGAGAAGACCAAUGAGGUGAUUCAAGGUGAUAUUACACAUUUCACAGCCGAACAAAUUUCACAUCAUCCACCAAUUUCAUGUUUUAACUUUUACAAUGAUAAACAUAAGAUCAAAUUUGAUUCAAAACAACAAAUCACACCAGUAUUCAAGGGUAAAUGUAUUCGUGUCAAUAUGGAUGUAAAGACUUGUAUCACAUUGGAGAGAGAGGGUGGUGUCACCGAGACCUAUUUCAACGAUAAAUUCACAGAGGGUUAUCUUCGUCUUUUGAGAUGGAAAUUUGAAUUCACUGGUAAAUAUAAUUUUGUUUGUCCAGAAACUGGCUAUAGCGCAGUCAUCAAUUUCAAGGACAAACCAAUCAUUGGUGGCAAAUGGCACGAUCUUCAAAUCAUAGUUAGCAAAGGUACCGAACCAAUCUAUGAUAUUCAUGGUACUCAUGUUGAUAUACUUACCAUCACUAAUCUCAAAGAUAAAACAUCUGGUGUCUUUAUAAAUUACAAUACCAUGCGUUCUGAACCAGUCAUCGAGGAACCAAUGGAACAAUUAAAAGAGAAUGCUUCUCAAAAGGUUUGGAAAGGUGUUGCUGAGGGUUUCGCAAAGAAAGAUAGUAGAAAGGCUGGUCUUGAAAAACAAAGAAUCGAAGAUCUUCAAAGAAAGAAAGCAAAAGUAAAUUUGGCAAAGGAUCCAAAUUUCAUUCAUAAACCACACUAUUUCAUUCAUAAUCCAAAUCUUCCUGCUGAUUGUGUAAAACCAGAUUAUAUUUUUAAAAAACCCGUUGAAUCUUCAACUCCAAACCUUUCAAAAGUUGAUUCUUCUGCUAAAAUUGAAAAUUCAAUUCCAGUUGAUAAUUCAAUUCCUCAAACUACUAAUUAA
Messenger RNA from Dictyostelium discoideum AX4, 1320 nucleotides. RefSeq names its product oxysterol binding family protein, member 6 (gene osbF). The coding region runs from base 1 to 1320 and encodes 439 amino acids. Lineage: Eukaryota; Evosea; Eumycetozoa; Dictyosteliales; Dictyosteliaceae. Gene Ontology annotation, molecular function: lipid binding. The record is from RefSeq and is a predicted model, not a curated record. The transcript has 2 exons.